This is a messenger RNA of Puccinia triticina, 933 nucleotides long. RefSeq lists its product as uncharacterized. The coding region runs from base 1 to 933 and encodes 310 amino acids. The transcript is spliced from 2 exons. NCBI's taxonomy places the organism in Eukaryota, Fungi, Basidiomycota, Pucciniomycetes, Pucciniales, Pucciniaceae. The record is from RefSeq and is a predicted model, not a curated record.
AUGUCCAGAACCCGCGUCUCGAUAGGCUCCCCGCAGGAGUUCCUCAAUGAAGAGAAUGAAGCGGGAAAAAGGGCGAGACUUUCCGAUCAAGAAAAGUAUCCGGCUGGGGAAAUUCAGCGCAUGGAAGAAUCCGAACGCGCUUCAGGUGCUGCGAAGAGGCCCAGGGUGUGCUGUGACUCGGGAGAGAGGCCCGAAGGAUCUGUGGACACGGAAAGUACUUCAAGUUCAAAGUCACCCCAAACCACGAAAGAUUCGGACGAGUCUUUUCAAUGCCGAGGCCUGAAAUAUGAGCCUGGACGACGUAGGCUUGAUGCUCAUCAAAACUCGGAUGGUUCAUUCCAAUGCCGAGGCAUGCAGCAUCAGCCUGAACUAUUCGGGCAUGACUCCUCUGAAGAAUCGUUUCGAUGUCGAGGCCUUUCCGUCGAGGGACAGUCUGUUCUAUCUGGGACUAAUCUUUGCGCACAAGAGUCGGAUACGCGUGUCUCUGCGGAAGAGUCUUUUCAAUGUCGAAGCCUUUCUAAUACUAUGCAGGACCAGCCUGUCCUAUCUAGGCCGGAGCCUCGCCCACAAGCCUCAAAUUCCUGGGCCUCUAUCCGAGGCAACACCAAGCCUAGAAAGAAUAAGAAUUUCCUAGGCUUGACUUUAGAUCUCAGAGCCAUAUCCAAUUUCAAGAUCGAAGAUCGUCACCGAGGUGCUAUCCAACCCGAAGUUCCGCGCAAUCCAAGGUUGGAAGUAGCUGCCCCAGUCCCCCCUAUCGUCAGCAGUCCCUCGUCGCCAAGCUAUUUCAUCGAGACCGGCGUCAGCAGAGCUGGAAUACCGAUGUUGGGAAGUUCAAGACUUCGGACGCUGAAACUGGAGAGAAAAAACAAGGGUCGUCUUGAGGGAAUCAAAAAGGUUUUCAAAAAACUCAUGAGAAUCUCAAAGAUCAAAUGA